Molecule: messenger RNA, 1092 nt
Organism: Anopheles stephensi (Asian malaria mosquito)
Lineage: Eukaryota; Metazoa; Arthropoda; Insecta; Diptera; Culicidae
Gene: mRpL53
Exons: 3
Coding region: 302-751 (149 amino acids)
Cellular component (GO): mitochondrial large ribosomal subunit
Source: RefSeq, a predicted model, not a curated record
ACAAUGCAGUUCGAACUCUCAGAGCAAUCAAACCAACCGUAAGCGACAAUGCUGUAAUGGAUCCAUUACAACAUUACAUCGUUUUUACCGGUUUUCGAACAUCGCGUUUGAAUCAAAAUAUUAUACUUUCGAACAUUGCUUUCGCCUUGACGUUUCGCCACGAGUUCGAGCGAAACUUCCAGCUGUCAAGUGCGAAAUGUCAAUCUCCUUUGCACAAUACAAAUUGUUAUGAAACUAGCCGCACUUGGCAAAAACAUUCCCUGUUUGUUAAUUCUCAAGGACCGAUAAAAACCCGGCCAUCAUGUCCAUUAAGGUUGGUGGAGCAUUCCGGCGCUCGGGAGGCAUUGUAUCGGCCAUCGGAAAACAGCUGAAGCUGGUCAACCUGAAAGCGGUUCAACGAAUCACCGUUUCCUUCGAUCCGUUCGACCAGAGCACCAUCGCAACGAGGGAAUUUGUGCAUCAUCUUUCCGCACCGAAAAUAUCGCAAACCAACCCAACCUGCGUGCUCAAGACGGAGGUAGUGUGCGAUCGAAGGCCACCGUCCGUAGUUUUUCAGCUUAUCCCCUCGGUACAGGCCGAAGCUAAGCUUAAAAAGAUUGAACUGAGCAGCGCCAACCUGUCCACGCUCGAGCUGCUUAAGCUUUGCAACAAGCACGUGAGCGCCCUGGCACCGAAGGAAAUCGCGACCAGCGUAGUAAAGACCAAGUCGGAGAAAAAGGCCGGUGGAAGCGGUGGUGGCAAGCGUCGGUAAAGCGAGGAAGGUCAAGUAUAACCGCCCGUACAUCGGAGCGUCGAACAUGUCGCACAAGAAGCUCAAGGGCGGCCAUAUGGCCAUCAUCGAGAACUGGUACCAUCAGAUACCGGCAUUUACGGACGUGUUUACGGAGGAAAGUUUCUACAUGUUUGCCGUCUGCUUUGUGCUCGCCACCAUAGCCGUCGUGUUUGUACUGUCCCGGUUCAUAACGCUCAAGCCGGUCGAUUAGUCGUUUUGGUUUUCAACCCCCUUUUACCUAUUGCAAUUGACUGAAAGCGGAGGAGAGAAAUGUAAGUAAAUUCUAGGCAGAUAAAGCUUGCAAAGCUCUUCAAAACUGA